GAUGUCUUAACAAUAAGGAAAGGGUGGAAAAGCUUAACAAACAAAGACAGAUGGAAAACCUGCAGCUCCAGCUAAAGUUGUCAAACCUUAAGAAACUAAGGAGAAUGUAAUGAGAAAGAUUAGAAUUGAAAAAUUAAUGGUUCAUAUUUGUGCAGGAGAAUCUGGUGAUAAAUUAACAAAGGCAGCCAAGGUUUUAGAGGAUUUAACAGGAUAAAAACCAGUAUUUGGUAAGGCAAGAUACACAGUGAGAUCUUUUGGUAUCAGAAGAAAUGAAAAAAUUUCUGUAUUCUGUACAAUAAGAGGAGAUGCUGCUAAAGAUAUAUUAUUUAGAGGAUUAAGAGUUAAAGAAAUGGAAUUGAAAAAGAGAAACUUCUCUGAUUCAGGAAACUUUGGAUUUGGCAUAUAAGAACAUAUUGAUUUGGGAUUAAAAUAUGAUCCAUACACAGGUAUUUAUUAUUAUAAAUGUUAUUUAGGUAUUUUUGGUAUGGAUUUCUAUGUUAUCUUGUCAAGACCAGGAUUAAGAGUUGCUCAAAGAAAAUCAAGAAAUGCAAGAUUAGGAACAGCUUAAAGAGUCUCUAAAAAAGAAGCUAUGGAAUGGUUUAAAUAAACAUUUGAAGGUAAUGUCUAUUGAU
Molecule: messenger RNA, 632 nt
Organism: Paramecium pentaurelia
Lineage: Eukaryota; Ciliophora; Oligohymenophorea; Peniculida; Parameciidae
Source: the annotation of a GenBank genome assembly